Lactuca virosa is the source of this 714-nucleotide messenger RNA. The record is from the annotation of a GenBank genome assembly. Lineage: Eukaryota; Viridiplantae; Streptophyta; Magnoliopsida; Asterales; Asteraceae.
AUGGACGGUUCGUUGGUUGUCUCAUGGAAUUGGCGGAGUCCUCCUAGCUCCAUCACAGAACUGUUGGAACUUGAUAGUUGUUUGAACGACCUCUCAUUGGUUUCUAUCGGUACCUCAUAUGAUAAAUGGAGUUGGCGUGGUUGCAGUUCUGGGGUUUUCUCUGUGAGCUCUUUACGUGGAGCUUGGGAGUCAAAAGUCUAUCCCCCACUUGAGUAUAAACACUUUUGGAAUAAUCUGGUAUCUAUUAAAAUCAACUUUUUUGCCUGGCGAGCUGUACUGAAUAGGUUACCUGUGAAAACUGAUCUCAUAAAAAGAGGAGUUGUUUUGAACUCUGGUACAUGUGAUCUAUGUGGUGCAGGUGUUGAAUAUGUUAUACAUCUUCCCUGGGAAUGUUGUUGGGUUCGAGAUGUCUGGAGUAUGGUUCAAUACUGGUGCGAGCUUGAUCUCUCUGAUAUUAAUUCUGUUGAACAUCUCCUCUCUGCCUCCCACUCCUUUGCCAAAUCGCCUUCUCAAAUAAAGAUGACUCACGCGAUCAUUUUUUCUGCUCUUUGGUCUUUGUGGAAAGCCAGAAACGACUGCUCCUUUAACAAUAUUACUCCAUCUCAGGCCCAUAUUUUUGAAGAUAUUAAGGCGAACUCUUUUCAUGUGGAUAAAAAACAGGAGAGGGGUACCUCCUUAAAUUGGUCUUCUUGGUGCAUUUUCCCUUUGAUGUAA